Athalia rosae (coleseed sawfly) is the source of this 375-nucleotide messenger RNA. RefSeq names its product ADP-ribose glycohydrolase OARD1-like. Gene Ontology annotation, biological process: peptidyl-glutamate ADP-deribosylation. The record is from RefSeq and is a predicted model, not a curated record. The transcript has a single exon. Lineage: Eukaryota; Metazoa; Arthropoda; Insecta; Hymenoptera; Athaliidae. The coding region runs from base 1 to 375 and encodes 124 amino acids.
AUGUCGGAGAUAAAGGCAGAUUUAUUGAAACAAAAAGACAACAUGGUACACUGCAUCUCAGCUGACUGUAAAGCAUCCCAAGGAAUCGCAGAUCAAAUGGUAAAAAAAGGACUCAUAGGCAGAGAAAUGCUACAAUCGGUACACCCAGAGAUUACCGACGUGAUAUCAACAACAUAUCCGGGACGCACAAUCUACAAUUUAGUCACAAAAUCAAACUAUAAAUCUUUAUGCGACGCGCUCACUACCCUGAAAAAAGUCAUACUCAGGGACAGGAUUAAGACCUUAUCAAUACCAAAACUAGGAUGCGGGUUAGACAAAUUACAGUGGUACAGAGUCAAGCAGAUGAUCUCGUACAUCUUCAAGGAUUCGGAUUAA